AUUAAACAUGGCUGAUUCGGAAAACACAAACAAACAAGUCGAUAAGCAAAAUAUGUCUUUUAAUAUUAGAGAGAAGCUAGAUAUUGUCGAAAAUAAGCUAAAAUUACGUCAUCAAGACACUUCGGAAAGUGGAAAGGGCACUGUCGAAAAACGCACAACCUCGGAGUACUGUGAAAAGUUGCAGGGGUGGAUGUGGCAGUACUACACUGCAAAUGUGAACUGGCAAAGUUGGCUGGCAGUGUCUGCUCCUCCGUAUUUUGCACCGCAACCAUUCACUGCACCCGUCUGGCCAGCGGAUUUCCCUAAUUUUGAUGCCCAGAACUGGUAUAAUAAUCCAUUCGGACUCCCCUUAACGCCGUAUCCACCCGCCAUCCCCGCGGCUGGAAUUCCGCCUGGGGAAACGGCUGGGAAUGGUGCUGUGUCCACUUCAGUACCAGCGCAACAACAACCACAACAGAACGGCAAUGCACAACGACCAGGUCGAGAAUACAGUAUUCCCUCUCCUCUUCAAAGGUUCAUGGCUGAAAUUGUGGAUUUCUUCAUUCUGUUCUUCAUCAAAGCAACCAUUAUUCUCAGCAUCAUGCAUCUGAGUGGGAUGAAGGACAUUUCCAAGUUUGCCAUGCAUUUCAUUGUGGAGGAAAUAGAUGAAGACACGUCCAUGGAGGAACUCCAGAAGGUGAUGCUGGUCGCCCUGGUCUACCGGAUAUUAGUUUGUUUCUAUGAGAUUGUGUGCAUUUGGGGAGCAGGGGGCGCCACUCCAGGGAAGUUUCUCAUUGGUCUCAGAGUGGUCAGCUGUGAUUCCUCUGUCCUGGUUCAACCCAACCGGGUCCUUGUGGUGCCUGCCACUAACGUUAGUCUCUCUGCGUCAACAGUCCGAGCCUUGAACAAAAACUUCUCCAUUGCCUUCUUAUUCCCGGCCUUCAUCACGGUCUUCUUCUUCCAGCACAACAGGACUGUGUAUGACAUGGUGGCUGGCACUAUCGUUGUCAAGCGCACCGGAGCCAGAUGACCAUUCUGAUUGGUUAAGGCCUGGCUGGGACUGGCUACGAUUUUAUUUGAAGAGGUACAUGUUGCUAUCGACCCUCCAGUACAGAGGUGGCUGGUGAGGGGGAGGACGUCUCAUAAUAAUGGCUGGAAUUGAUUGAAUGGGAUGGUAUCACAUGGAAACCAUAAAUUCCGUUCCAUCCAUUACUAUGAGUCCGUACCACAGCACCAGUACUAGAGACAACAGAACUGGGAACCACUCUGCAAUAACGAUGA
Molecule: messenger RNA, 1260 nt
Organism: Coregonus clupeaformis (lake whitefish)
Lineage: Eukaryota; Metazoa; Chordata; Actinopteri; Salmoniformes; Salmonidae
Product: protein FAM8A1
Exons: 5
Coding region: 8-1009 (333 amino acids)
Source: RefSeq, a predicted model, not a curated record